Acanthamoeba castellanii str. Neff is the source of this 324-nucleotide messenger RNA. RefSeq lists its product as uncharacterized. The transcript has 2 exons. The coding region runs from base 1 to 324 and encodes 107 amino acids. Lineage: Eukaryota; Discosea; Longamoebia; Acanthamoebidae. The record is from RefSeq and is a predicted model, not a curated record.
AUGAACUGCUCUAUGUUCCUGGCCAUUGAUGAGAAGUGGGGUCCCCACACCAUUGACCAGAUGGCCACUGGCCACAACACCCAGCUCCCACACUACCACUCCCACUUCUUCAAACUGGGGAGCGCCACCACCAACUGCCUCAUGCAGGACUGGCUAGUUCAAGCACAGGGCGCCACCGCCACCAUCAUCACCCCAAUGUGGAGUGGGUGCCUCUGGCACCAGGACCUCAAGGACCUCAUGAUCAACACACUGAUCCCACUGCAUGCAUUGGAGGAGAUGUUCCUCAGCAAGCACAGGACACCAGAGCCACUACACAACCAUUGA